Nanorana parkeri is the source of this 995-nucleotide messenger RNA. RefSeq names its product mas-related G-protein coupled receptor member D-like. Bases 1 to 981 code for a protein of 326 amino acids. The record is from RefSeq and is a predicted model, not a curated record. Gene Ontology annotation, cellular component: membrane. NCBI's taxonomy places the organism in Eukaryota, Metazoa, Chordata, Amphibia, Anura, Dicroglossidae. The transcript has a single exon. Gene Ontology annotation, biological process: G protein-coupled receptor signaling pathway. Gene Ontology annotation, molecular function: G protein-coupled receptor activity.
AUGAAUGACACCCUGGAUGAACCCCCUAGCAGCUAUAACGAAUACUCCUACAUACAUUUUACCAUAGUGGCUGCUGUAGCGCUAUGUCUUUGUAUUGUUGGCCUAGUUGGAAAUGUUAUUGUGUUUUGGUACCUACGCUUCAAGAUCCAGAGAAACAAAUACACAGUUUAUAUUAUGAAUCUGUCUGCAGCUGAUGCCUUGUUUAUUAUAUUUACUAUGUUGCUUUUGAUGGUCAAUAUAAAUACACUCGUUGGUACAGAUCCUGACUUUAUAGGGAAGGAGAAUUUAUAUUUAUCCAUAGAAAUAUUUUUUGAUACUAUGCAGUAUUCCGGAAUGUUUAUCCUUACAGCUAUCAGCAUGGAAAGAUGUAGCGCUGUCCUGUUCCCCUUUUGGUAUCAAAGUCAUCGGCCUAGGAACUUGUCCACUAUUAUGUGCACUGCUCUUUGGAUCCUUGGGUGUUUGGAAAGUCUCCUUGAGAACCUAGUGUGUACAACAGAAGCUUUCAUGGCUAAAACCAUAGCAUGUUCAGCAGUUCAAAUAAUAGUUUUUGUUUUAGCCAUUGGGAUCUGCCUACCAAUUAUGGUCAUUUCCAGUUUCACCUUGCUUGCCAAAGUAAAGAGGACAUUUACACAGCGAUACACACCUAAACUGUAUAUCGUCAUCAUUAUUGCAGUUUUUGUAUUCAUCUUAUCAGUUCUUCCAUUUACUUUUGUGUGGUUCUUAAUGUUCUUCAGAUUAUUACAAACUGAUUUGACGACUACAAGUCUAUUCUAUGCAACAGUGUUUUCCACAGUACUUAACUGCACCGCAAACCCCUACAUUUACUUUAUUGUUGGGGAAAAAUGGAAACAAAAGAGCCCUCACUCGAUCCAGGAAGCCCUCCAAAGAGCCUUUAGGGAGGAAGAUUAUGAGAAUAAUGAUUCACAAAGCAACAAAACAACUAACACAUCAAGCCAAACUAACCUUACAGCUGCCUUCUAGAUUGUCAAAAAUAA